AUGGAGACACGUGACAGCCAAAUAGAAAUUCUCAGCGUGGCUGACGAUGAGACCAUCGCGGCCGAAUCGCGAGAAAAGGCGCCUGCAUUCGCCGAGGCGUGCUGCGAUGAAGAUGAGGAGGAGUCCGCGGAGAUCGCGGACUCCUGCCUCCACUUAAACAAGUUAUUUCACGAACUCUUUCCGGAUAGGCAGGUGGCAAUGUGGAUGACCAUCCACGCCGCCAUCAUUCUGAUAUAUGCGCUCUUCAACUUCAAUGCGUACACAGUCUUCCUCCAGAGUCAGAAUGGCACAAUUAACUUCAACAUCAACAUGAUAUGGUGCCUUUUGUUCAUAUGGGCGGGGAAUCUGAUCAUGUACAUUGGUACCAUGAUCAUCAGGUACCUUUUGAUCAACGUGCUCGUCAACGUUCCAUGUUCUCGUAACGCAUACGUGUUCGCCUCGAUUAGCAUGCUCGACCCCGCGCUCUUCUACUUGUUGUGGGCGGCUACGCAGUCCGUGGUAUGGCAAAUCCUGGUCUCUAGACUGAAGGAUGAAGCACACAUGUUCUGCAUCGAGCCCCCAUUCUGGCAUGAUUUCACGCACAAGUACCUGAUUUUCCGUGAGGAUGCUAUGGUAUGGAUCACCUGUGCCAUACACGUCCACCUGAUUCUGGCCAUACGGAGCUUAACGCUGGCAGUCAUAUCGUUCACGUUCGAACUCAACCUGCUUGUGAACUCCAACGAGGCUCUGAAGAAGUACCUCAAGCUCUACACCAACAUCAGGAAGUUCAACAUCGAUUGGCUCGCGUUGGUCAUCUCAAGACCAGAACUUGUCAAGCGGCUGAAGAAGGCAUUUUUGCGCAAACAACACGACGGAAAGAUAUUCCCCAUGGCACAGAGCAACAGUGACCGGAUCACCGACUUCAAGAAACAAAAUGCGCUGCACAUACUUCACGAGUCCCAUGAGACGGCAUACAUGCAGUACUUCAGCACCAAGGAAGACCUCAGCGUUCCGUCGGACACAACCGACGCGAUGAUUGAUCAAUCCACCACAUCCGCCUUCUCAAACUGGCUGCUCAUCUACUACGUCAUCCGAGUGCCCCCAGUCAUCUCGUUGCUACGCGAGGACGUUGUUCUGCGAGGUCGCGCGGAGAUCGAGUCGUGUGCCGCGAUGCUGUUUGAGCAGAUGUAUAUGACGUUGAAUGCAAGAUCGAUUCCGGGUGAAGAAACGGAUGACACGCAAUCCGUGUCAGGGGUGCGUGACGCGUUGGCGCAAGCAAAAGAUUCAACUGAGGCCGUUGCCAAUGGCAAGCCCGAAAUGGGCACGGACGCAGUGCAGGAGGUACACGAUCGUGGUUCCAAGGCAGAUCACGGAACGGAUAACGCGGUGGGUCCCGAUGUAUCAAAAAGCUCUGUCUUUAAGGCGACGGGAUCUGAUGACAAUACCGCUGCGGCAGUGGCUGAAGAACGUGGCUCUGCCAGUGGAAAGCCACCAGUGGUAAGGAUCGUGGAACCACCGCGUGGAGCAUCUCAUGGGCACCAUCAGAUGGUACCCGCAUCUGAAAUAUCGCAACAAGCAACUACCAGCGUGUCUAAAGUUUGCACAAGCCCAUCAAAGGUCAGGAUCAGAAACCAUCGCACGAUAUCCAUGAUGCACCUAGAGCAGUUCAGGAACAGUUUGAUGGAGAGUGAGGCAAGCGAGGAGUUUCCCGAUGACAGCCCCACCGCCGAUUACCAAUUCAACAGUGUUGAAGGCGAGGACUCGCGUUUUAUUUGUAUGGAGCAAAUGCGGUCGUUCCUUUUGCCUAAGGAAUGCGACACCAUCAUGAGCCUCCUUGAUCUUUCGCGGCACGGUAAGAUCAACCAGUCCAUGUUGCAACAGGCGCUAUUAAACCUGUUUUCUACGCAGAAGAAGUUUACAAACACCAUAAGAGGGCAGGACAGUGUGUUCAAAGUGCUAUCUAGGCUACUGUCAGUGGCCACGUGGGUGCUCGCUAUCGUCACCAUGGCGUUCCUGGCCGGGAUAACGGCCGAGGCGAUCGUCGUAUCGGGUGCAGCUCUGUUGUCGGCCCUCACGGUUGCACUGAGCUACCUGUACACGAACUUUGUGACAUCAGUCAUAUUCGUGGCAUUUUCCAACCCGUACAACGUCGGCGACCGCGUGCGCCUCAACGACGGGGAGCCGCUCACGGUCAGGAAAAUCCGCACCUACACCACCGAGUUUGUCACCAUGCUGGGAAAGGUGGUGGUGUACCAAAACGCAGUGCUUUCGACCAUGAAGAUAACGAACGAGAGCCGCGCUGCGCGGGCUACUGUGAACUACCAGUUCAAGGUCGACGCCGAAACAACAGAAGAGCAGCUGGUUGCCAUAGAGUCGUACCUCAAAAACGCGUGCAACAUGCGGCCCAACGACUUUGUCAAGGACAGCUGCAUCAUGUUCUACCUAGGCUUCAACCCGGGGCACUGCUUCGACCUCAGCGUCUGGGUCACCUGCAUCGAGAGCUGGGCGAACUGGCAGCGUAUAUACCUGCUAAAGGGCGAGCUGUUGGAGCUCACCCUGCGCCAGUGCAAGAAGCUGGGUGUGACCUACAUGUUGCCGACUCAGCCGAUGACGUUCCCGCAUACGCUCUCCAUACGCAACGUGCAGAAGCGCGAACCGUCGCAGGGCGGGAAGCAAGCUUGA
Babesia ovata is the source of this 2661-nucleotide messenger RNA. Its product is annotated as mechanosensitive ion channel. Gene Ontology annotation, biological process: monoatomic anion transport; transmembrane transport. NCBI's taxonomy places the organism in Eukaryota, Apicomplexa, Aconoidasida, Piroplasmida, Babesiidae. The coding region runs from base 1 to 2661 and encodes 886 amino acids. The transcript has 4 exons. Gene Ontology annotation, molecular function: mechanosensitive monoatomic ion channel activity. The record is from RefSeq and is a predicted model, not a curated record. Gene Ontology annotation, cellular component: plasma membrane.